Molecule: messenger RNA, 1284 nt
Organism: Panicum hallii
Lineage: Eukaryota; Viridiplantae; Streptophyta; Magnoliopsida; Poales; Poaceae
Exons: 3
Coding region: 77-871 (264 amino acids)
Cellular component (GO): mitochondrial matrix
Source: RefSeq, a predicted model, not a curated record
CCGUGCAGAAGACCAAAACCCUAGACUCGGAAACCGGCCGCCGCUCGCCCCUUGAGAACCCAACAACUCGCCAACCAUGUCGUCGGCGAUCCUCGCCGCCCGGCUCCUCCGCCGCGCCGCCACCGCCUCCGCCUCCUCAUCCUCUCCUCUCUCCGCCCUAGCCCGCCGCGCCCUCCACUUGGGCCGUGCCCCCGUUCCCCUCCCGCGCCGUCUCCCCGCCGCCGCCUCGUCGCCCGCCGCCGCCGCCCGCCGGUUUCUGGCGUCGCAGUCUCCGGCAUCCUCUUCCAAGGACUCCGCCGACGAGAACCUGAGGCGGGUCAUCGAGUCGGAGAUCGAGUGCGUCGUCCAGUCGGAGGAGAGCUUAGCCGACAAGCACAUUGAACUACCAGAUGACUUCCCUUUUGAGGUCAUAGACAAUCCUGGUGAUCAAUCCAUAACCCUCAAAAGAGAGUUUGCUGGUGAGACAAUUAAAGCUGCCGUAUACACCAACUUUGAUACAGAGGAAGAUUUGAAUGAGGAUGACGGGAGUGACAACGACGAGGAAUCUUUCAAGCCAGCAAUUCAAAUGGUUGUCACUGUUGAAAAAACAGAAGGGCCAAUCCUGGAAUUUGACUGCAACUUUAAUGAUGAAGAACUGGCAAUUGAAAGUUUGAGGGUGCUGAACCGUGAUAACCUUGAUGCUGAGAAUGUGUAUGAGGGACCACCAUUUUCGGAUUUGGACGAGAGUUUGCAGAAGGCCUUGCAUAGGUACCUUGAGGUGAGGGGGAUCAAGCACUCACUGCAUGACUGGCUGUACGAAUACAUGAUGAGAAAGGAUGAGAAGGAGUAUGUGGUCUGGUUGAAGAACAUGAAGGAGUUCAUUGGAAACUGAGUGCCUCUGCCCGUUUGUUUCCUUUUGUUGGGAGAACAAGUCUUGCACUCAUCACCAAAUUACUCUGAUCAUAAUUGCGCAGAUAUACCUCUCAUGGCAACUUAUACCUUGCUGGUCCAAGAUUUUUUGUUGACCUGGUUAUUUGUUACGGAAAGUAGUGCUGAUAGUGUGUCCUUGAGCUCAGCUUUGUGUAGGAGCCCUUAAUUUCUCUGAGCCAUGGUUUACUGCGUGGUCAUUUUUAUCAGGUUCUAUCAGGAUGGAUAAUUGUGCAACUCCCUAACUGCAGUGCUUGGGUAUUGCUAUGCUAAUGUCUCCCUGCAGAUGGUCCCGAAACAUUUUAGAGAGAUUUAUAAGCCAUCUUGGUGAAACACGAGUUAAAUUGUAAGUCAGUCGAAGAGUAGUUUGAGGACCUA